This is a messenger RNA of Talaromyces marneffei, 1704 nucleotides long. RefSeq lists its product as uncharacterized. The transcript is spliced from 2 exons. The record is from RefSeq and is a predicted model, not a curated record. The coding region runs from base 1 to 1704 and encodes 567 amino acids. Lineage: Eukaryota; Fungi; Ascomycota; Eurotiomycetes; Eurotiales; Trichocomaceae.
AUGUUGAUCGCUGCGAUCGCGGCUCUCUUCAUCUUGCAGGUGCAAGGGGCACUCGCACUCCAAGCCAGCACAACAGCUACGACGACAGAUAUUCCUCGCUGGUGUGGCAAGCAUUAUGAGAGCGGAUCACCAAACAUUGAUCCCGGUGGACAAUUCACAUACCCCAGCUCAUCACCAAAUCCGCUGCUAUACGUCCAAGUCUCGCCCCGACACAGCAUCUAUGUCUCCUCUGAGCGAACAGCGACAUUCAUAGUCGAUGCCGCACUAUCGUACUACCAUGGCGAGGAUUACUACAAUUCCACCCAGGUCUUGGGGACACGUACAACCCGGCCCUUUUCGGAUUUAUAUUUCGAUAUCCGCGUAGAGUCUACGGACCAGGUGUUGAUAACUAACAACGUGGCCGUAAACACGACUGAUAAUGUUUUCGAUUUUGAGAUUGGCCAAUUACUCACGCCCCAGUUUGAGGCUUAUAAUGUUGUACUUUCUGGUGCAUCUUCGGAUGGAAAUCAGACUUUCACCGCGGCAACGCAACUCUUUUAUCUUCCCGACAAACUGACUGGAAGUGUCACCAAAAUCGAUAAUCUGAACGGCAACCUACUAUACAAAAACGACGCAACCAACAACACAUUUGUGCCAUUUUUCGCAUUCGGAUUCUACACCUCUUAUGGCGGAUAUUUAGAGACAAGUCUCACAAAUGUGCAAGCAUACUACGACCUUGGAUACAGCGCCAUUCAUCCCAUCCCCACGUUUUCGGAUAAUCUUACUACUAUCCUGGAUUAUAUGGAUGAAUUGAAUCUAAUGUUUCAGUAUGAUAUGCGCGGGACAUACACCAAUUUGACAUCCGUUGCGGAGCAAGUGAAUGCAGUCAAGGAUCAUAGUUCUCUAUUGGCGUGGUACACGGCUGAUGAACCUGAUGGAAAUCAAGAUGCGCUGAACGCUACGACGUUGGCAUAUGAAACUAUUACGGAAAUCGAUAAAUAUCAUCCUAUUGGGUUGGUGCUGAAUUGUCAGAAUUACUAUUUUGAGGAGUACUCCGCCGGAGCGGAUUAUUUGAUGGAGGAUGCGUAUCCGAUUGAGAUUAAUGCGACGUGGUCGAAAUGGGGGACUCCGUGUAAUGCGACGUAUGGGGAUUGUGGAUGUGAUAAUUGUGUCGGGGAGUUGCAGGAUGUUUCGAAUCGAAUUGAUGAUAUUGCCAAGUAUCAAAAGUAUCUCGGGGAAUGGUCGAAACCGAUUUGGGCGGUACCCCAAUCCUUUGAUGGUGAAGGCUACUGGAGUCGGAAUCCUACUGUUAAUGAAACAUGGGUCAUGAAUCAGCUUGCCCUAAACCACGGCGCAAAGUCCAUCAUGUUAUGGACGUUCCCAGCUUCGGAUGAGUUGGCGACGGCUAAUUCGCAGCAGGCAAAGGCUUUAACAAGGUCACCAGUGCUAGAGUUCAUUACCGGAGGCCAACCGAAACCCAUCUCGGUUGCAGCAUUUGAGCAGCUGGACGUUUCGUAUUGGAUUGUAGGACAACAAGCGCUGGUUAGCGUUGUAAAUUUGGAGUAUGAUGAUACUUCGUCCGCAGUUGAGAUUGCGUUGCCAUUCACUGCUUCGUCCAUUGGCUCAGGUGCAUGGGGCGAUGUUUCUUGGGAGUUGUCUGGUAACGCACUGAAUGUGCAGAGCUUGGAUGCUCUUGCGACUAGUUUUGUUAUCCUAGGUCUCUGA